This is a messenger RNA of Cylicocyclus nassatus, 657 nucleotides long. NCBI's taxonomy places the organism in Eukaryota, Metazoa, Nematoda, Chromadorea, Rhabditida, Strongylidae. The record is from the annotation of a GenBank genome assembly.
AUGCUUAACUCUAAUGACCGACUGCAUUUUAAGCAGCAAGCCAAGAUUACUAAGAUGCUUAGAUACUUGGCUAGAUCUGACAUAAGAGCUGAGGACAAAAAUGCUUUUAGCGAAGAAAGGCCUUGUGAGGUUGUAGUAACAAUUUACAGCCCGACAAGACGACGGCUAGAUCCACCAAAUUUUUAUCCGACAAUUAAAGCACUAAUUGACGGCUACACUGAUGGUGAGCUUUGGAAGGAUGACAACUACAAGAUUAUUAGACGGUUGUCAUUUGUCUAUGGUGGUAUCAGUGAGAUCAAAGGGGUUUUGGUGUUAGCUGGAUGCCGUGAAGCUGACAAGGUUUCGUAUAACGUAAGCAAGGAAGCUGAUAACUUUAAUGAGUACUCUGCGUUGAUACCACUGCUUACACGGACGGAUAAGAUUGAGUUUAAAGUGGAAGGAUUACUCUCAGUCGACACUAGCGACAAGGAAAAAAUCACGAUUAUUGCAGAAACAUCAAAAGGAAAAUAUAAGAAACACUUCGUAAAUCUCACAGGUAAUAACAUGUAUGUUGUUGAAGAUAUUUCGAAAGGCAAGGAUGUCAGCAAGUAUAAAUAUGAAGUCGAGUACAUGCCUGAAAGCAUUGUACCUGUAACAGUAACAAACAAUGAAGAUUGA